AUAUCUCAGCCUCAGUCCAGUUCAUACUUAGGCAGAUUCAGAAACUGAACGCUGGGAUAAGAUCGAUUCGAUAUCUUAGCUAUCUACUACAUAAUCCCUCCACUUCAUCCUUUUCUUUGUUCCUUGUUGUUUUGACUUUUUUUCUGAGCUAAACUCCGAAUCCCGACAAAAUGGCCCUUACUGGCCAGUCGUACAUACACAUAUCCUGUCCUGUCAUUCCUUCCUUGCUAACCUCUGGGAUGCCUUUCUCCCCCUACGCUGAUUUCCCUGAAUCACCGGCUCUUUACGAUUUACACAUCCCCCCUCUCCAGAGAAGCCCUUGACUCUUCACGCUCAUUCUCCUGAUCGUUGGACCAUCUAGUUUCCUCCAGGACAGGGAGCACGUGAGCUCGCUAACUAGAACACCAUGGGAGCGGGUGCUAUCCUGGAACCCUUGCUGGUCAUUGUCCUUCUUUUCGGUGGCACUUGGAUCAACCGUACUACAAGCUCCGUUUCUUCUGCCCAUCGUACACGCCGCAAAUCCUCUAGCUAUCGAGCAACCUCUCCGGAUUCAAUUGAAUCAGGGUUCUCCUCAUCAUCUCCCAAGGAUGAACUCCUAGGCAGUCGAUCGUCCUCUCCCUCGACGUCUCUCUCCGCCCGAGACCCCUGGCGUAAACGACGGAUUGGGAUCUUCUCCUGGACCUGCGAGGUUACCGCUCCGAAUACCGUGGUCUUCAAAGAUCGGGUUCUCAGUCGCCUGCUGCGGAAGCUCCCUUUUCUAGCUGAAUGCUGGUACUGGGCCUUGGUUUACUGGACGUACCAACUAGGACGAGCGUUUACCGCCGUAACACUCCAGGAAGGAACCAUUGACGUAGCUAGGAAGCAUGCGUUGAGGCUGAUUGAAAUCGAGCAGGCGCUUGGAUUAUUCUGCGAGGUUCCAAUCCAACGGUUCUUCCUCCAACGCCCAGUGCUGAUGAAAUACACCAACUGGAUUUAUUCAUUUAUCCACAUUCCCGGAACCAUCGCCUUCCUGGUAUGGCUCUAUUAUUACACCACCACACUCAACCGCGUUGAUGACUCGCAACCGGGGAAGCCACAGGGAGUAAUGAGUGGUUCACCAGCAGGUCCCCUCCUCUACCAGGCCCGACGCCGUACCCUGGCCGUGUGCAACCUCCUUGCAUUCGUGGUUUUCACCAUCUGGCCUUGCAUGCCCCCCCGGUUGUUGAGUGAUGAGAAUGUCUCAGGCCCCCAAGGGAAAUUGGCACGCAGCUAUGGCUUUGUCGAUACAGUGCAUGGAGAAAAGGGUGCUGGUAGUGUUUGGACCGAGAACCGGUUCUGUAAUCAAUAUGCUGCAAUGCCCUCUUUGCACUUUGGAUACUCGCUCAUGAUCGGUCUGACUAUUCUGACCAUUCCCUUGCCCGUCCAUCACCGUCGACGCACGCGCAUCCGCCUUGGCUCUAUUGGAUUCCAGAUCCCGUCCUGGCGCCGUAUGGCCUGUUUAUUUCUCGGCGUCGCAUAUCCAUUCACAAUCUUGGUUGCAAUUGUCGCAACCGCGAACCACUUCAUUCUCGAUGCCAUCGCGGGCGCCGUUGUGUGUACAGUGGGAUGGAAAUUCAACGGAAUCCUGCUCAACCUGAUCCCGGUGGAAGACUACUUCCUCUGGCUAGUCCGUAUCCAUAAACCCGACCCAGCAGAAAUGACGAGGGUUACUGAUAUCGACGGAUGGAUUGAUGAUGAUGAUGAUGAUGCUGCCCCAACAGAGUACUCAUCGUCGUCCCCUUGCUCCUUUCCAUGUCAUUCAUCUUUACGAAAUUCCCCCUCGCAUUCUUAUUCACCUUGACCUUCACUUAUCAACCUUUUGCAUUGCGCGUCAUCACAUUUCGAUUCAAUGAUACCCCUCCUCUUUAUGUCCAGUCACGGCCUGUCAUUAUUCUCGUCCGUGCCGCGGACUAACAGUCUAGUUCUCUCACGUUAUAUCUUCUUACGGUCCCUGGCUUGCUGUAUAUUCUUACUGCGAAACAUGUAUAAUGAAGGCCCCCAGGAAGAUUCCAUAGUUUUGUUAAUGAUCAUGGGCUCCGCAAUACAAUCUUCCAU
This is a messenger RNA of Aspergillus ochraceoroseus IBT 24754, 2073 nucleotides long. Its product is annotated as phosphatase PAP2 family protein. The coding region runs from base 407 to 1819 and encodes 470 amino acids. The record is from RefSeq and is a predicted model, not a curated record. The transcript is spliced from 3 exons. Gene Ontology annotation, molecular function: inositol phosphoceramide synthase activity. Gene Ontology annotation, cellular component: inositol phosphoceramide synthase complex. NCBI's taxonomy places the organism in Eukaryota, Fungi, Ascomycota, Eurotiomycetes, Eurotiales, Aspergillaceae. Gene Ontology annotation, biological process: sphingolipid biosynthetic process; inositol phosphoceramide metabolic process.